Rosa chinensis is the source of this 1331-nucleotide messenger RNA. RefSeq lists its product as uncharacterized. The transcript has 4 exons. The coding region runs from base 123 to 1163 and encodes 346 amino acids. NCBI's taxonomy places the organism in Eukaryota, Viridiplantae, Streptophyta, Magnoliopsida, Rosales, Rosaceae. The record is from RefSeq and is a predicted model, not a curated record.
UCCUGCAAUACGAGUUUUUAUUCAGAACAGAGGAUGACCCAUAUUUUUCUGGAAAGAUCACAUUCUCUUAUAGUGAAGAAAGAGAGGCGAGGUUUUUCCUUGUUAAAGACGAUGAGAUAGCAAUGAAGAUAUGGGAGGAAAGCUCAAACUUAAGACAUGAUGCAAUUUUAAAGCUUUGGUUUGUCAGCUAUUGUGACAAGUUCGAAGGUUGGAUUUUGUGCUAUGAGAAAUUCGACCAUCUUCUAACUGAAUGGCUAAAGUUAGAUGACAUCGAAACAAAGAUCAGAGAUAAUGAUUUGCUAAAUACUGAGUUUAGCCCUUCCAUUUGCACACUUAUAGAAGGAAUCAAUUAUCUCAACGAGCGUAAUCUUUUUCACGGGGGUUUGGACCAAAGCUGCAACUUCGUUGUUAUAAAUAAGGAGGUGAAAAUUAUCAAUAUCGGCAAGCAUAGCACUCGUAUGGCGGAGAUAGAUCCUGAGCAAGAUCAAGCAGCACAGCUCCUACAACUAACUAAUCUGAGGUUGAUUGAUUUAAUGGGAAUUAAAUCUUUGCUAUCCUACAUUUUGAAUAGCGCUACGCUAGACGCUUGGAUUGAACGAGACACUUUUCUCGAUUUCUUCGAAUUAGCUCGAACAUUAAGCUACAGAAUGUUCAUCUCAAUGGUUCUUAGACAUCCAUAUUUGAAGACUAGUGCUGAAGCAAGAGUCAAGACAUCUUUCGACAUUCUACGCAUCAGAGAUCGCAAUAAGACAAAAAAAGGCAUUUUUUAUAGUGCUUUGAGGAAAACACAAUUUGACAUGUAUUACCCUUGGGAUGAUGGUAUGAGCGAUCGGUUGAUAGAAGUUUAUAAUUAUAACCGUCAGGGUUGGAGGUCUAACUACAAAGGUUAUAGCAGCAAGUGCCUCCUCAUUUUCAUAAGGAAUGUAUAUUGGCAUCCCAAAACUAGCAUGGAGGCAUAUGAUUCUGAUAUUAGGACUCGAUAUCCCGAUUUUCUUAAUCGUGCUUAUGAGGCGGCAUGCAGAAUAUUUGCGGUUCAAGUGACGUUACUUAUAGAUUUGAAUAUAGAGCAGCAGUAUGUACAGAAUCAAAAUGUUGUACCCAGACGUGACAGAGGCAGAGGCAGAGGCAGAGGCAGAGGCAGAGGCAGAGUUGGCGGACGAUAAUGUUUUGAUAUGUUUGGUUACAGGGGAAAGCAUUCUAACAGACACAAGAAUUUAUGGUACUUAUAAUUGAUGUUUAUCUUGUAUUCUUCUUUCUCCUAUAUGUUUGGUGGAAAGAAAUGAAGUUUCAACAAUGCCUACUUUAGUUCGCUUUUCAUCUUGAGUUUCUAU